Messenger RNA from Dromaius novaehollandiae (emu), 3071 nucleotides. RefSeq names its product NME/NM23 nucleoside diphosphate kinase 3 (gene NME3). Gene Ontology annotation, molecular function: nucleoside diphosphate kinase activity. Gene Ontology annotation, biological process: CTP biosynthetic process; GTP biosynthetic process; UTP biosynthetic process. The record is from RefSeq and is a predicted model, not a curated record. Lineage: Eukaryota; Metazoa; Chordata; Aves; Casuariiformes; Dromaiidae. The transcript is spliced from 5 exons. Bases 199 to 705 code for a protein of 168 amino acids.
CGGGGUGGCACAGGAAGGCGUGGGGCGCCGGGCAGCCGGGCGGAGCGGCCGCGCCGCCAUGGCGCGCCAGCAGCGGCGCCGGGUCCUCGCCGCGCCCCCGCCCCGCGGGGCCCGGGCUGCGCCGCCCCUCGCUCCGCCCUCUUCCCUCGCGCUGCCUCGGCCGGGCGCGGAGCAGACCGGCGGCGGCGGAGCGUAGCCAUGAUCUGCCUGGCGCUGGCGCUACUCGCCUACAUCCUGCAGAGCGCCCGCGGCGGCGGCGAGCGCACCUUCGUGGCCGUGAAGCCGGACGGGGUCCAGCGGCGCCUCGUCGGGGAGCUGGUGGGGCGCUUCGAGAGGAAGGGCCUCACCCUGGUGGGCAUGAAGCUGGUGCAGGCCUCCGAGGAGCUGCUGAGAGAGCACUACGUCGCCCUGCGGCACCAGCCCUUCUACAGCCAGCUGGUGAAGUACAUGAGCUCCGGGCCUGUGGUAGCCAUGGUCUGGCAGGGCCUGGAUGCGGUCAAGACAGUCCGCGCAAUGAUUGGGGAAACUAACCCGGCCGACUCCAGACCCGGCACCAUCCGAGGAGACUUCUGCACUGACAUCAGCAAAAAUGUGAUUCACGGCAGCGACUCGGUUGAGAGUGCCCAGCAGGAGAUCUCCCUCUGGUUCCGCCCAGAGGAGCUGAUCUGCUGGGAGGACAUGGCUGAGCACUGGAUCUACGGCUGAGCGCUGGAUCUACGCGUGAUAGGAGCAGCCUGAGGGAAGUAUGUCUUCCUGACUCAGGCACGAUGCGUUUCCAUCCAUUUCAUUUCGGCCCGUUGGGCUGGCUGUGGAUUCUGCUGCAGCGUCACGUGCUGUUGGGGGUUUCUAUUUUGGGUGGGGGUGGAGGGGUCCUGGGAGCUGUUCUGUUUUUAACUUUGCAGUUCAGCUUCUUGCAAUAGUAGCUGUUCCUUUUUCUUUUCUGCUGUAGUAAAUAAUUAGUGUUGCUGUUCCGUUUGCUGUAGCGUCCUAAAAUCCCAAGUAGCUCAAGCAAAAACUGGGCUCUAUGCCCUUUACAGGAUGUAGGGCAGGCCUACGUGGUACAGUAGAACAAAUGCUCCUAACCACUAGGAAAGGUGCUCUGAUUGCUGGAUAAGAGUGAUCUGAUCGGUAUCAUCUACCUGGAUUUCUGCAGGGUUCCUCACCAAAGGGGGUGGUUCCUCACCAAAUUUUAAAGAGUUAAACUUCUGUGGAAUACAGGGGAAGGUUCUUCCACGGGUUAAGAAAAAAAUGGUCCCAAGAUGGGGAAUGAAGGAUAGGAAGAACUCAUCUCUCUUCUUUCUGUUGGUGGAAGGCUGUGGUGGGAGCUCUGCAAGGUGCAUGCGAGGACUGGUGCCAGUUCACCUGGCUUCAGAAGUGAUUUAGAGAAUCCAUGAAAGGAAAACUCACUAAAUGCUGCUGUUUGAACGCACAAACACUGCCUCUGGUUCGAAGAAUCCCUGGGCUACAAGUGUUGGGAGUGGGGAGGUGGCUUGUCUAGGUCUGCUCUAUUUUUCCAUAGGCCUCUACUGCUGGGCUGCGUAGACUGUCCUGACUCAGUACAAUCAGUCUGACUGUACUUGACGAACUAAUGAAACAACAGCAUCGUGCAAACCAUGAGAGCAGAAGGGGAAGAGUGAGGUGGGAAAGGAUUUUAGGUUUUGGGCUCAGAAAGAAUCUGUCCUGCACAGUGCAAGCUGUGAGCUCUUAGCACCAAGUUCUGUGAGAUCAUGAGAGAUCUGUCUUGUUUGAUGGUAGAGGUUCCCUUUCGGGAAUCGUUUCUGGAAAACUACAAAUCUCUAGUUUGUAAUCCUAUGCCCUGAACAUAUUACAUGUUACAUUCUUACUGGAAUGUCAGACUUGUGUGUUAACAUCCUGGGUCUUUAACAAUGUUUAAUUGGUUAUCUGAAAGAAGACAUUAAUGAUUACCUUCACCAGCUCCUCCCAGCUGAUGUGUAAAAGUCACGGCGUGGCCUCUGCUGUUCCCUCCAAACAAAAAAUGCCAGAGGAGGCUUCUGAGGAAAAAUGUGCAGAAAAUGAACUUAAAAAUCCUGAACCUAAACUCAUUCAUGUGCUGGGAGAAGUGGAAAAGGGCACAGAGCCUCUCCUGUGUGAGUGUACUGAAAGGUGCAGUGGGCAGACCAAGGGGCACAGGGACAGCUCCUAUGGCCCGGGCUCCCAAACCUCGGGGCUAAGCUGCCUGUGCUGGCCAGAAGGCAUUGCUCGUGGUGCUGCACCCCAGCCUGCCCCGCGACCGCAAUGCAGGGUUGGCCACAAAGGCUGAUGCAGCUUAGCGAUCUUUGACAAGGUGUCCCCUACACACAGGGCAAAGUGGCUCUGGGAGAGGAGGUGGCCCAGAGACCUUCAGUUAGGCUCCUGCUGUGAACCAUCCACCUUUGGAGAGGCUUCUCUGCUUCUACUGACAGCAGGGGUUGUCACAGGAGAUCCUCAAGGGCACCUGUGUGAAUAUGUCCCUUCAGUGCCAUCUUUGGGAAAGGAAAACCUUCAGGUUUUCACACUGUUGACCAUUCCUUAAAGCUGCGUUGUGUCUGAGCCCCCUGCACAGCCUUGGCAGCACAUUAGGGCAGGGACAGUGACUUUGCAUCCUGCCAUGGAGUAGGUGUAGUUUUAAAUCCAAGGGAAGGAGGUUCCCCAGAGCUUUGUGCAUGCAGACAGACAUGUUUUGCCCAUGCCCUAAACACCUGUUUCUCUCUCCAGAUGACCUAGCUUUGUAGCUGCUGGGGAAUGAUGCAGCUCCACAAGGGCAGGGAGAGUGAACUCAAUCCCCACUUCCACCUCCGGACUGGCCUAGAGCAUCCUGGGGCUGGGUAGGGAAACACCAACAGAGACAUAGGAACAGGCAUGGACUGGGAACAGACGGUCUUCCUCUGGUGACCACAGUCUUCUUCGGCUGCCUGAUUAAAGGGUGCAGCGUCCCUGCUGGCAGCCAGGACUUGUGCUGCCCCCAGGGCCUUGCCAAGUGGUUUACAGCUCCAAUUAUGUUAUAGAUUCCAUUUGUUUCCACAACAGUCACCCAUUUGCUUUUUUUUUUUUAUUAUAAACUUUGGACAGUC